Molecule: messenger RNA, 891 nt
Organism: Symbiodinium sp. CCMP2592
Lineage: Eukaryota; Dinophyceae; Suessiales; Symbiodiniaceae
Source: the annotation of a GenBank genome assembly
AUGGUCUGCACGAUUUCUACUCCGACAGCAUCCUCUGGCCAGGACGAUGCUGCACUUGUGGCAGUUUGGAUUGGCGCUGGCGGCGUCCCGGUCGUGCUCUUGGCAUUGUUGAUCGUGUGGAGGUGUUUCCGUCGGGCCAGGCAGACGAAGCCGGACGUAGAUGGACCGUCGGCCGUGGUCAUCGGUGGCAAAGCGACACUGCGCUCGGAGAGUAAGGAGCUGGUGCAUCCGUUGAACGAGAUGGCGAUGAAGAGCCUUCCGAAGUAUUGGACCGGAUGCCGGGAGAGCGGAAGCGAUGAAGUCAGCGUCAGGGAUCACUCGGGGUUCGCCGAGCUUAUGUAUGUUAAACAUGAGCACAUGGAAUUUUUCCAGGACCUGGUCAACCACACGUAUCGCCAGAUAACGACGCAAGAUCGUCUAUGCCCGACAGGCAAGCACGACAAGACCAAGGGUGGAUGCCCCUGUGUGCAGCUUGGUGGUGAUCCUGGCCUGCCCACAGGUUACCAGAUCAAGCGCGUCAUCCGUGUGGAAGACUCUGCGAUGUUCACUCGCUACAUCGAUAGAUGCGACCAGGUCAAAACAUCUCGUUCGUCUUGUGAAUCUCCGGACCCUGAGGUCUUCACACGUGCCGCCUUGGAAGCCUCCCAUGGCUUGACUGACGUCCUUUGCGAUGUCGAUGACAGCAUCAACGAGGUUUACCUCUGGCACGGAACCCAAGUUCGAACCGGUCUGGCGAUAGCUCAAAAUGAUUUCAGCCUCAAUCUAGCCGGCUCGGGCGCUGGAACGAUGUAUGGGAAGGGCUUGUACUUCACGGAGAGCUGCACAAAGGCCGACGAGUAUGCCUUGGAUGAGCCGGGUGGCCACUACGACGGCGUGAGGGGCUUGCUCUGA